Vespula pensylvanica (western yellowjacket) is the source of this 2691-nucleotide messenger RNA. RefSeq lists its product as uncharacterized. The record is from RefSeq and is a predicted model, not a curated record. Bases 572 to 2143 code for a protein of 523 amino acids. The transcript is spliced from 3 exons. Lineage: Eukaryota; Metazoa; Arthropoda; Insecta; Hymenoptera; Vespidae.
AACAUAUAUAAUGUAUAUAAAUUUAUAUUGAAAAAAAUUUACGUCUUUAUAUUACUAUUUACGUGUACGUUUAAAACGAAUAUUUUUUAAAUAUAAUACGCAUACAAAGUAAACUAAUAUUUUUAAUACGAAGCGUUUGAUUGGUUGAUUUGAAUUUCGGAAGCCUAUAAGUUUUCACGUAUAUAAAUUAUGUUGAUCGUCUUUUUUCUUUCCGAAGGUCACUUUAAUAAUUUACGUUUAACUUGAAAUGGUAACAAAUGUUUCAUCAAAUAAACAAAAAUUGCGUGAGAUGGAUAUGCUACGUUUACGAAAUAAAGUUUGCUGUAUAUCAAUAUCAAAGCUCGAGUUUGAAGGCUUUGUUUAGAGAGGAAAAAAGCAGGAGUGGCGGGGGUAGAGAGGACGGUUUGGUAGUUUCAGCCAUGACAACUGAACGAACGGUAUGCAGAUACGAAGUUGGGGGUAAAUCGGGAAGCCGUACCGUAUAGAGAACGUAGUGAUCGUAGUCACUCCGAACAGUCAACGACAUUGUGAUACGACCGAAGUAACGGAGAACGGAGCAAGGUAGAUCAAGAUGAGCGCCCUGCAAUCAUGUAUAAACCUUUUAAUCAUACAUCUCGUAUCGAUCGAGGCGAUCGGUGUUGGCCAAGCAUGGCGAAUAUCGCCUUACUCAAAGUCCGAUUAUUUCUUAGAACAUCCAUCUUGGCCUCGAUUGGAUUCAUCUGCUUUCGAAGUACGCACUGUUAGCGGUGUGGGUCGUUUGAUACCUUUGAACGAUUUACGAAAUCUUCCUAAUAAUCAAAUAAUCGAUAAGAUCGAGAACGUCGAACCGAAUUCUUUGUCCGAUCAAGAAAAUAUCGAACGUGAUUCAAGAGAGAUGUCACCGUACCAAAAUGAUCUGACAAAGAGAAUAAAUGUUAAUACCAAGAAGGAUUUAUCGAUCGAUGAAAAGACGGACGAGAGUUCGACGUAUCCGCAAAAAAUUUUCAAAACGAAAGUUUCCAUGAGAGUAUUCCCGAUCGACAUUUGGGAACAAUCGUUGAAAAGCGAUAAGAAAAUCGAUAAAUCGAAAGAUAUUAAUCAUCGCGUACGUCGUGAAACGGACAACGAUACUAACAUGGAAAAAAUCGGUAGUACGUUGACGCUUCGUGAGGCACGAUUGGCUUCACCGGAAACAUGGUCGAAACAGCCACUAUCCGUUGAGUUUCGACAUCGAUCGAAUUUCGAACAACAGCCCCUUAGGGAUCAGAACGAUGACGCUGAUGAGUCAUCGAUCGGCUUAAGAAAUUAUCACGGUCCAAGAGCCGAUUUCGUAACGAGUCAUUACCGUCGUGGUUAUCCGGACAAUCGUGAAUCUCGUGAUACGUUUUUUUCUAAAACGUAUGACGACCUUGAUCUACCUUGGUAUAGAAAUAUGAUAAGAGAGAGGGAUUACGAUGUACCACCAUUACGUCGGCCAUAUUCGGAAUAUUAUCGAGCAUAUCCCGAACGAAAUUAUAGAAUGGAAAGGGAUUAUUACAUGCGUGUACCGAACAACGAGCAUUCUUAUUAUUACGAUCGUUACAGGGACGAGGAUAUCGAUCUUUACGGUAGAACAAGGACCGCACCGAAACCUAAGAGAAUCAUUUAUUACGCUACUUUGCCGGAGAUCGUAAGGAAGCCUGUUGAUCUUAGAAAUUAUCCUCGAACGGCAUACGAUGGUGGAUUGACCAGGACAACCGUAACACGUGGUGGUACAUUCGAACGUGUUCCCGGUAACGUAGAUCCCAGCAGGUAUCGCUAUCGACAUCUCUACGAUGGUUAUGAUUCUUACACAAAGAGAUCGAGCUUUUACGAUCGUCCUUACGUUGGAUAUAGGGAUGACGAGGAGCGUAGAAAGGGUUCGAUGAAGGAGAACUUAAAUGAGAGCGAUUCUGGAUAUGAAGGCAGUAACGAUAGGAGCAACGUGGUCAAUCAGAUUCAAAACAGGGACGACGGGAAUAACAAGUUACCCUGGCCCGUGCAAAUUGGUACCGAAGUUAGCGUCAAGGACGACGAGAGGAUUCAUGGGAGAAAGAUUUUCGGAGAGACAAUAGGCUUCGAAAGACUUCAAAAUGCACCUGAUCCUGUCGCAACCAGCGAACCUACUGGAAAGAAUACCAAUUGAGACUUUUUUUUCCUUCUCUCUCUCUCUCUCUCUCUCUCUCUCUCUCUCUCUCUCUCUUUCUCUCUCUCUCUCUCUUUUCACGUGAAAUGUGUUUUAUUCUUAUUCGAAAACGAUAUGACUUUUUUUAUAAUGUCAUCCUUGGUCGAAAGAUCUUAGUAAUAAGUGUACUUGCUAGUACAGUGGAAUUUAUUAUUAAUUUAUUAUUAAUUUUCAUAAAAAUCUUCAUUUCUUAUUUAUAUAUUUUAUUAUCUAUAAAAGAGUUUAUUAUAAUAAUUUUUUAUUAUUAUAAUUAAUUUUGUUAUUAAUUUCCACUUGCUGGUACAGUGGAAUCUUCAUUAUUCUUACGUUUAUUAUUUAUAUGUUUUAAUUGUCUAUGAAAUAAUUUUAUUAUACGUUUAAUAUUAAUUUCGUUCAUUUCGAAAUCUUUUUCAAAUCUUGUUGUCAACUGAAUUGGUUUGUUUUUUAUAUUAAUAUAAGUUUGUUAAUUAAUUUGGACAAUGAAGAUUCUACGAUAUCAUGUUCGCACUCUCUCUCUCUCUCUCUCUCUC